AAAGUGAAAAGCGAAACGAGGUGUCGCGUACAUCGUGAAAAUGCUUUAAUCGUUUGGACAGUACUGCUUCCCACGUCGUUUCGCGUGUAUAUCUUCUUAAGUCUUAUUCGCAUCAUAUAACUAUCGCAUGCCCGAAAUAAAUAUUAUAUUUCGUCAUCGUCGUCGUCGAGAUGAGCGAGUCCGUAAAAGUGGCCGUAAGAUGUCGGCCCAUGUGCAGUCGAGAAAAGCAACAGGGGUGCCGGAGCGUCGUGACGAUCGACAGCCAGACAAAAUGUUGUACUUUGGAGAGUCCAUCUUCGAAUGGAAAUUUGACUGGCGGGAAGGUGUAUCAAUUCGACGCAGCAUUUGGUUCGGAUUCAAGUACGGAAUUGGUUUACGAGGACGUUGGCUCGGUCAUCGUCGAGGCUGUACUUCACGGUUACAAUGGUACGGUCUUUGCUUAUGGGCAAACAGGUUGCGGGAAAUCUUAUACUAUGCGAGGUUUCAUCGAACGUACAUUGGAACAUUUGUUCGAGGCAACUUCAACAUCGAGCACGGAGACACGUUAUUUGGCAUUACUUAGCUAUCUCGAGAUUUAUAACGAACGUUUACGGGAUUUAUUGAAGGAAGAUACGGGUGAAUCAUUGUUGAUGCUGAAGGAGGAUUCAACCAAAGGUACUUACGUGGCCGGUGGUUUGCGCGAGGUCACGGUCAAGGACGCUGCGGAAUGCGCACGUUUGAUCGAACAAGGUGAUAAAAAAAGGGCAGCAGCCGCUACGAAGAUGAACGCAGCAAGUUCGAGGAGUCACGCGGUUUUGACUCUUGCACUCGAGGCAAUAGCUAUUAACGAUAACGAGAAGGGUGGUAGUAACGCUAUUAGAAGAGGAAGACUUCAUUUGGUCGAUUUGGCUGGUUCGGAGAGACAAACGAGAACCGGUGCUACCGGGGAUCGUUUGAAGGAAGCCGCUAGUAUUAAUUUGAGCUUAUCCGCUCUUGGUAAUGUCAUUAGCGCAUUGGCUGCUGGCAAUGGUCGACAUGUACCAUAUAGGGAUAGUAAAUUGACUAGGUUACUAAGGGAUAGUCUUGGUGGCAAUGCAAGAACACUUAUGAUAGCAUGCAUCAGUCCUAGUGACAUUGAUGCCGACGAGACAUUGAGUACACUUCGAUAUGCCGCAAGGGCACGUUGUAUAAAAAACAAACCGGUUGUCAAUGAGGAUCCUAAAGAUGCUUUGUUAAGACAAUAUCAAUUGGAAUUACAGAGACUUCGUAAAUUAUUGGAAUCAAAUGAUAAGAUGAACGAUUCGAUUGGCUCGACUAAAGAUCUUGAAUUAUAUGAGAACGUUGAUACAACGGAUAGAGAAUAUAACGAGGAAGUUGAAAGAUUGAAAAAGGAAUGUGAGAAUUCGAAUUUGUCCGCUAAAAGAUUACGAGAGGAACUUGAUAUAUUGAAAUCGCGAUACGAGAAUGAUAAUGGUAAAAUUACAUUGCACGAGGAUGAACCUGUUAUCGAUGAAUUGGACAGAGAACGGGAAGAGAAACGAAGGAAGAAGAGAGAGGCAGCGAAACAAGAAGUAUUAAGGAGAUUGGAGAAACUUACGAUUGGUGGGGAGGCACUUGACAAUAACGAGUUAAGGAAACGAAGAGAAAAGAGAAGAAAGAGAUUGCAAGCUCUUGCUGGUGUUUUAGAAGCUAGCAGUCAAGAUGGCGGUGUCUUCCAAGUUUACGGCCAACUAAGAUCUACCGAGGAUGCAUUGAAAAGAAUGGCGAAGAGAGUACGUCAAUUAGAAGCGGAAGCUGCCGAUCUCCAAGCAUCCUGGGACGCGGAACGUCGUGAUCUCUUACGACGUGAAUUACUUACGUCACAAUUGUGCGACGCAAUGAUACCACAUUUGCGACCAGGUUGUCCAUUACGGGACGUAGAAUCUGUAAGGGCAUCGGCAACUUGGUCCGAGGAAUUAAAUCGUUGGAGACUUCCGGAUGCAUCUAGUUACAUAACAUUACCACCAACGUUCAUUCAAUUACGUGAUGGUAAUAUGACGACGAACACGAUGACGACACCAGGAACUAUAUCUAAGGCAGAUCUUAACAACAAUAAUAAUAAUAACAAUAAUGACGGUAAAACAACAGGGAGGGAGGAUUAUAGAAAAACGAAUUUAAACGUGUCAACGAAUGAGACCGCAGACGAGACGAUUGAUGAUAAAAAUAAAAUUAAGGAUACGACAAAGAAGUUGGACAUUGCUGGAACAUAUUUUCGUAGAAAUAGAAUUGAUACAUUGUUGGCACGUGUCAAAGAGGCUAAAACAUUCGAAAUAGGAAAUCGUUUGAGCAAGUCCGGCGGUUCGGAAGAUACAACGACUCCGUCUAAUAAUAAUUAUCUACAAUUGAACGCAUUGAACUUGCAAACUAGCGCGCCUGUAAUCACCGAAUCAAAUGUUUAUAAACCGAGUCAACAUCCUGUAACAGUUCACGGUCAUUCAACUCGAUACGCAUGGACCAUAGAUGAUAAUCCAACAAAUAAAACUUAUGGUUCGCUCCUAACUAAUAUGAAAAAAAAUCCACCAAGGAUAUUAGAAGCAUUACCAUCUUAUCCACAAGGCAAUGGUCAACUUAUCAAUAAUCCGUUUCGUUUUAACGAAAGGAUACCUUCUAGAUUCGAUCAAAAUGACGAUCAACGACAACAUCAACGAAAACAUGAACAAGAUGAAGAUGAAGUGGAAGAUGAAGAGGAGGAGGAGGAAAAAGGAAAACGUCGUGAACGUCGUUUACUCAAUCUCGAUCGAAAUUUUCAUUCAUCCAAGGCGAGCUAACGAUAUUGAUUAAUUAAUGAAUUUAUUAAUUAACGAUUAGUUAUUAACGAAAUACAUACUCGUUAUUUUUAAUAUUAUCGUUUUUGAACGUCCAUAUUAUAUCUUAAAUCAUCACGGUUAUAUUUAAUU
Messenger RNA from Vespa mandarinia (Asian giant hornet), 2915 nucleotides. RefSeq names its product osmotic avoidance abnormal protein 3. NCBI's taxonomy places the organism in Eukaryota, Metazoa, Arthropoda, Insecta, Hymenoptera, Vespidae. The record is from RefSeq and is a predicted model, not a curated record. Gene Ontology annotation, molecular function: microtubule binding; ATP binding; microtubule motor activity. Gene Ontology annotation, cellular component: microtubule associated complex. Gene Ontology annotation, biological process: mitotic spindle organization; microtubule-based movement; spindle elongation.